Molecule: messenger RNA, 1302 nt
Organism: Fonsecaea multimorphosa CBS 102226
Lineage: Eukaryota; Fungi; Ascomycota; Eurotiomycetes; Chaetothyriales; Herpotrichiellaceae
Exons: 3
Coding region: 1-1302 (433 amino acids)
Biological process (GO): epoxide metabolic process
Molecular function (GO): epoxide hydrolase activity
Source: RefSeq, a predicted model, not a curated record
AUGGCGCCGACGAAGUUGUUCGGCGACUUACCCUCGAAUGCGGCUGCAAACAUUGUCUCUUUCGAUUUACACAUCCCGACAUCUGAUGUCGAUCACAUGCGAAAUCUUCUGAAGCUGACUCCCGUGGCCAGUCCUGUAUACGAGAACUCUCUCCCAGAUGGAGGCCGACAUCUGGGUCUCCGCAGGGAUUGGCUCGUUGAAGCCAAGCGAGUAUGGGAGACAGAGUUUGACUGGCAUGUUACCUGCGUUAAUUCGAAUUCGUUUGCUGACCUCGGGUGCAGGAGGAAGACAGAGGAUCGUGUCAACUCUUUUCCUAAUUUCACUGCCCCAAUCGACGACCAGCUGGGAUCGUUCAAUAUUCACUUUGUGGCGUUCUUCUCCAGGAGGCAUGAUGCGGUUCCUGUUGUCAUGCUUCACGGGUGGCCUGGCUCUUUCUUGGAAUUUCUUCCUCUGCUGGAGCUGUUCAGGCAGAAAUUCACCCCAGAAACACUGCCAUAUCAUCUUGUGGUUCCUACUCUGCCGGGAUUUACCCUUUCGAGCGUCCCACCUAUCAAUCACGAUAUCAGUCAGAUAGAUGUGGCAAGAAUCAUGAACACAUUGAUGCAACGACUAGGUUUCGAUUCGUACAUCGCCCAAGGCGGCGAUGUCGGAUCGCGAGUGGCCAGGAUAAUGGCCGCUGAGCACGAUGCUUGUAAAGCAGUGAACUUUUGCUUGAUAAAUCGGCCUGCAUCAGCGACGGACGACUCGACCCUAUCCAAGAUCGAGCAAGAGGGAGUCAAGCGCCAAGCGAUCUGGAGAGCAACGGAGGCUGCCUAUGCCCUUGAGCAUGGAACAAAACCCAGCACAGUCGGCUUCGUCUUGAGCAGCAACCCCGUGGCACUGCUGUCUUGGUACGUUGCGCCAACUGACAUCUCGUUCGCGGCUAAACAUCUCAGGAUUGGGGAAAAGUACUUGACUUGGACAGACGAUCCUCUCCCUCUGAACACCAUCCUCGAGUCCGUCAGCCUUUAUUGGCUCAGCAAGCGUGCCCAUAGCAGUUUGUGGUCAUAUCGCCAUACCUACGGUCCAAAUCCCAUACCACAUGAUGAUCCAAGACAUCAUAUCAAGGUACCUAUGGGCUAUUCUUACUAUCCGAUGGAGCUCAUUCCAAUCCCAAUAUCGUGGGUGGCGACGACAGGGAAUCUAGUUUGGAGCAAGAUUCACAAGAAAGGCGGACAUUUUGCAGCCUUAGAACAACCUAGGGACUUCAUGGAAGAUCUCGAGGCGUUCAUCGCCAGUGUCUGGAGUCGUUCCGCGCAGUGA